GUUGCUGCGCUCGGUCCUGCUGCUGCGCCCUCCUGCCUGUGCCUGGUGCAGUCCUGGUGUGUACCCACACCGUCUGGGCCCGCCGUGCCUGGGUGACCCAACACAGGUGCAUCCAGUCUGCUGCCACCACUCCCCUUGCACUGAGGGACCAGUUUUCCAAAUCCUGCGCUCUUCUGUUCCUUCGUCUUGUGCUGCUGACCUGGUGCUUCUGCUCCCUUCCGCCAUCUCCCAGGCUUGCGUCUUUGCUGUCUUAACAUGUUUUGAGACUGGCAAUGAGCUGGUGCUUGGGGACGGCAUGCAGUGUCUUUCAGUUGUGGGAGCUGCUCUGAUUGUCUUUUAAAGAAGAAGGAUAGGACUGUUGAGGGGCAAGCAUUUCCUAUCCCUAAAUCACUAAAAUACAUGGUUUUGCAUGAAGGUUUUCUGUGGCAGGUCUCUGACCUGGAGAACUGUAUUAUAAGCUUGGCCGUGUUUUGGAAAGCUCAUUUUAUAUCUUGGCACUAUUAUUACUGGUGCCUCUGGUUGGAAGGCAGGCCCAUUUUCAGGUACUGAGGCCAGAAGCUAGUAGAUGUAUUGCAAAAUUAGUCCCGAAGGGAGCACUGUGCACAGGUAACAUGCCUGCAGGUGCUUGCCAAGGCCCUUAACUGUAGUUCACAGCUGGUGUCCAAACCUUUGCCAGAAUUGGCAGGAGCUUAAAGGCUUUGAUUUACAAUAAGCUGAAAAGAUAUAGAUGAGAACCCUAUGGAAUUUGAGAAUGUAUUUGAAAAUAGUUCCUUUGCUACAGCUUAAACUAUUACACACCAGAUUUUCCCAUGAUCUUUCUGGUGACUAAUGUGUAUCUAGUAGGGAUUAGGUAAUUUAUUAGGCCUGAGUAGUAGGACUAAAUUGGACUGGCUAGCCAGUGUUAGGAAUAGAUGACCUCCUGAGGUCCCUUCCAACCCCAAUUUUCUAUGAAAGGAGAGACUGAUGGGGUGGAAGGGCCAGUGAAGUCUGGGACAAGGCUGUGGAGAUGAGCUUGAUCUUCGGUCUCCUUUGCCAUCCCUGGGGCUGGAAGAGAGAAUGUUGGAUUUAUAGUUGGACUGAUUUCCUCCUGUUUGGGACUUCACUUUUCAGAUUCAUACUCUAGAUUUCCCCCCAUGGUGCUCUUUAGGCCUCUUCAGAAGUGUGAAACCAAAUUGAGCAGAAGCUCUGGAGCUGUCUGCAAACUCUGGAGAUCAGCACCCUGUCAGUUACAUUUGUGUCAUGCUGGAAGGGUUUCUUUGCAGUUGUAGAAGACAGGAGACUUCUAUUUAAACUGAAAAGUUUAAAUUCUGGAGGCUUUGUAAACUUGGGUCCCCAUACUUCUUAGGGUCAAGCUAGAAGCUCUCCCUGAUGCAUGGAUUGUUUUCAGGCCCUCCUGGGUAGUGCAGUUCUUGCAUUUCUGAAGUUCUAAUGGGCAUGUAAUACAGGUGUAUUGCCCAGAAGAGGAGCUUAUGAGUGGAUGGUGAUGUGUACAGGUACCAGCAUUUCUGAUGACACCUAUCUAACUUGGGAGUCUUCCUUAUAAGCAGUGGAUUUCAGAAUUUUAAAUUGUAUUAAACCUGAACUUGUUGCUGCCAGGAGGGGUGCAUUGCACUGUAGCUGAUCAGAGACCAGAAACUGAUGUCCAUCUUUGCAUUGAAAGUUACUAAGUUAAUUUGCACUAGUGGUUAAUACUGUGCUGGAGGGGGCUUGCUUAUCUAUCUUUCAUCACCUUGACAUUCCAUCUUCAUUGAAAGGAGGGCUUAGACAUGUAGAUUUGGGCCAGAAAUAACAAUUAUGAUAGUCUAGUCCACCCUCUUGCCUAGUGCAGGUGAGUGAACUCACUUAGGGCAUGAUGCAUCAAGUCCCAAAUUGCUGGCUGAGGUAGAAUGUGAGGCUGGAAGCAACUCUCUUGACUUAAAAGUUCCUUUGUCUUUUGUAUGUUGAUAAAUCAUCACUGCCAGAGAUGACUUAUUUUCUAGGGCUUAUAAAAGUAGCUGUAGAUUCAACCCUUGAUCUUUGGAGUGGGACAGAUUUCACUCAAUGGCACAUUUGAAAGCUAGCCUCCUUCAGCAUGUUUACCUUCUGGUCCAUUUCAGACUAUAGGAUUUAAAGUACUGUUAUGUUUUCAGUAUAUACAGUUUAUUUAUGUAUAUCAUCAAGGUAUGAUGUCUCCAGCAAAGUACAACUCAUUAGACAUUUGCCAGCUGGUUUUGUGCCCCUCCUUGGUCCUAUUUAUAAAAGGGAUAUAUUUAGAUGGGACAAACACAUUUUCUAAUACCUUUUCCUUUGCAACCUAGAGGUCCCUUUUAACACUGUCAUUAUUUUAUUGUGUUUUCUAACUGACUUUAAAUUGAGGUUGCUGACUUUUGGGGCCUGGGACUUUAUCUUUCUUGACUAAGUUGGGUUAAAGCCAGAGCUAUUUAGAUUCUUGCCCCCUUUAAAUUUUGGGUGUUUGGACAGAGUGAGAUUCAGAAGCAAAACAUACCAGGGUUAGGUUUUCUAGAGCUGACAACCUAUGGCUGGAUUCAGCCCACAUUGCUGGGGCUUCAGCAGUGAUUGGCAGUGGAGGCCUCAGCUGGGUGCUUGGCUGUGCUGUGAUUUAGCAGUAGGGAGCUUUCCAUGGCGCACAGCAGCUAGGCAGUGGCUAGAAGCAAUGUUAGGGAGAUGAAGUAGUGGGGUGACAGCUGGGUCCAAAUUGGGCUAUUCCAUUCUGCUGCUGCAAAGCAUUGCCAGCUGAUGUUCUAGAACAUGCCGGUUCUCUUGCUCUGCCUCUAGAAUCAGAUGGAUAAUUUUUUGAUUUGGUGGGGGGGAAGGGUUUGCACUGGAGGCUGAGAACAGUCCUGUGUGUAUGCGAAUGUAUCCCAGCCUGUGCUACAUAGGUCUAGAAACACCAUGCAGUCUGUAUAUUUCAGUACAGAUGAUAGUUAUUGAUGCAGAAAUCCCUUUACACCCAGAUGCUGAAUUGUCUUCUGCUUUCUGAUCAGGAGUGUCAGAGAGAGUGCUCAGUUGAUCUCUCUCUAGCUCCUACUGUGGAUACACAAGAGACCUGUGCUCUGUGCAUCUGUCCUAGCACUCCCCAAGUACCAGGCUUUGAUUAAAAACAUUUCUCUAAAGAGGCUGCACAAGUCUCUUGGUUCAGAUUGUGAGCCAUCCAAGUGGAGGAACUGUGCCUUUAAGAGCCACAGGCUGUCUUUGUCCAGCAGUGCAAAGAACAGGAGCCCUGAGUCCCUGCUCAGCAGAAUGGAAAAUGUGAGAUGUGAUAUGGCAGCAGCUGAAGAGGGAUUUGAAGACAAAGACUUGGGGUCUAGAGAUGUGGUUUGCGAUGAGAGGGGGGGGAAAGCCUUCAGACUGAUCUCUGCUCAGUGAUAAAAGGCUUAGGCCUACAGACAUUUAACAGAUGGGAUCAGAAUUGCUACCACCCAGGGGUCCAAAUCUGACCUGCUCAGCCUCAAUGCCCCUUCCCACUUGGAUUUGGAUUUUUUACCUUUCCAUUUGUCCGAUCAGAAAGCUCAGGCUGGAUUUUGGGGCAUUCUAUUUUACAUGCUUACCUACUGGAAUAGUAAUGGGAACAACAAAUACAAACUAAGUGAAUCCUCAGAAUGGGGAGAGGUCCCAAGAUGUUGUUAGCUUCCUGUAGGUAUGCCCCAUUCCCGUGGUAAAGCCCAAGCUUUGUCCAAUGAAGGACGGGUCACCAACAUGCCAGGAGCCAGUGUUUGCUGCUAGUUUGCAGGAUCAAGUCCAUUCUACUCUCUUACAAUACAGCAUUGUGCUUUAGGAGACUGGAAGUCCCACAAUGCAGUGCCCCAUGCAGCAGCUAAUCAAAUCAAGGUAGACUGGUAUUCUACUACCUUGCCCUCUGAUGCAGAUACAGGGACCUGGGAGCCAUUUCACAGAAUUCUGUUGGGUAGCUGCAGUCAGGCAAAGUCAUGGUUAUCAUCAGUUACCUAUGUUUUGGAGAGCAGCCUUGCUAGCUGUUGGUAUGUGAUUGGAAUGCAGCAUGUGAUGAGAGGGACUUGGCAACUCCUUUUAUUUUUGAAAUGUUGCACAUUUGAUUUAGCAUUGUUUUAAACUCCCAGCUGUUUGGUGGUUAAUUUAUGGGGGCAGGUGUAAAGCUGUGAACUGUUUGUUUGUUUUUUUCCCUUAGCACAUCUUAAUCUCUGUUGAGCUGACUGUCAGGAGCUGGCAAGGUGCAGUGUGGGGAGGGAGAGGGAAGGAGAAAGGGAAAUGUUGCUUCACUUUACAAUCUCUCCUUGCAACUGCCACAUUUGGGAGCUCAGGAGGCCAAGUUCAGCUGUUCCACUGGGUUUGUAGUGAUGUGCAGUGUGUCCAGCUAUUUACCUGGCACAGAGUGAAAGAGGGGACUACAUUUGCUGACCUUCUCUGCUUUCCAGAGAAACCCAGAGGUAAGAGUAGUCCAGUGCUGGCUUUUUAAGCUCAAGUUUUGUGUUUUACAGCUAGGUUACAUUGUGCCCUGACCCCCUGAAACUGCUCCAACGUAUUUCACAGAGGUGAAAGAAACUAUGCCAAGCUGCCACCAGUCUCUUGACUUUUACCCACAGAAAUGAAAACCAAAACCAUACAGUCUCUGUUUAGCUUCAGAAAAGGGGCAAUGUCUGGAAUAUUUGUCAAAGAUUUUUGAAAGCAAUUGGUAAUUUUAGAUGCCCAACUUGAGAUGCCUUGAAGGGCACACAAGAGCUUCUGAGAAUCGGGGCCUGAGAAAUGCCUCAAGUUGAACACCCAGAUUCACCUGAUUAGUUUUCAACAUGUAGGCUUUGGAUUCCUAGUGUAACAUUCCCAUUGAUCUCAGUGGAGCUGGGAUGCUACUUCCAUCCUGUAGAGCUAGAAUUGAUUAUCCAGUGGGGGAGAAUCUGGCAAGACAACAUGAGCUAAAAGGAAUGAAGAGAAUGAGCAGAUAGGAGAGGGUGGCAGGAGGGGGUUGAUCUCUCUUAUUCUCACCCUUCCAAGUAUCUCAGAAACACAAGCAAAUCAUGUAUGCCUGAAGUGUAGUCCUGUUCCCUUACUCUUUGCUCUGAGGCAGGUAAUUUUGCAUACUUCCUGAAGCAGUGGCAGUUGGCUGCCAGUGUCUGGCCAUCUGACAGCCCAAUGUCUUGUAGCUUGUGAGAAUCGAGUCCCUUCUGUGUACACCGGAGUUUUCUUCCCUCAUUUGGGCAAUCUCAGCAUCUGAGGGGUUCUUCUGGAGGAUUGCUCUGGAGGAUUGCUCUUAUGCUACCUGAUUUAGAAGCCACUACAUGACAGACAGUCUUUCUUUUAAUUGGUACUCAGCAGCUCAGACAGACAGAUGUGUUAAAAUAAACCUUCCCUGCUAGAGGGACAGGGCUGACGAUUUUGGGUACUGGUUUCUCUUCUUUUGUCCCCAUCCUCUUGUUUUUCCAUUCUCUCAUUUUCCUUUUGCAUCUUGUCCAUACUUACACUGAAAGCUCCUCAGUGCAGAUAUUCGCUUCUGGUAUGUGAAAGUACAGUGCCCAGUAUGCUGGGUCUUAGUCAUUGUUUGGAGAACUGGGAUGUGACUAAAGUUAGUAAUAAUAACUAAGGGACUACAAUACUCAUGAGAGACAUAGUUUCCCCUUAACUCCAGGCUGCUGGAAUUUUUUGUAUUUGGCAGCAUGAGGUUUGCUGUCCCUUUACACCCACUUUAUCCUGGCUAGUGUAAUUACACUUACUUUUUGUCUGAUCCUUUUUGAAUCAUGUAAAGCUCUCUGUCUCAAUAUAUCAUGGCAGUAAGUUGCACAGAGCAGAUAUGGAUUAUAGCAAAAUAUAUUGCUUUACUAGUUUUAGCUAGAGAUGUGAAGGCCUGGAAAAACCCCUGUUUUUUCUCGAGGACUUUUUUUUUGUUUUUUUUCUGAAAAAUUGGAAAAUUUAAUUUUUUGUGAAAAAUUAAAAUAACCCUUCUUAUGAAAUAUUUUCUUUUAGAAUGAUGAAUAAAAUGUUUAAGACAAGGUGUUCAUAUAUUUCUACACUUUACUCCCCCAAAACGUUUUCUAAUGUAACUAUGUAAUAGGAAGACUUUUUAUGUAAGACUAUCUACAGUAUCAGAUUGUUACAGUUCCUGCACACUGAGGAAAAGCAGUACAGUACAAUUCUCAAAUGCAAGAGCAAGAUCCAUUUCUGCCCCCAGGGGGCACUGCCAUUUUCACAAGAGAAGGAACAAGGAAUCAGAGUCUUCUCUGCUUGUGGACUUCCUCUGUUGUUGACUUUUGAUCUAGAGGUUGGUGGAUCUGCGCCUGUCCUCCUGACUAGACCCCAAAGGACUGGGACUGGACUUUGGCAGUAGCAUCCAUUUGUUUCUGUAGAGAUUAGAAACAAGGAACUUAUUGCCCUGCUUGCUCAAAAACCUCAGGAGAGGAGACGGAGCAAGUCUAAAGGUUUUGGAGUUGGAAAGAACCUGUCUCCUCCUGGCCCCGUGACCUUGAGAUCCACAGAAGUACAGAAGCAAUGCAAAGGAGCUGAAAGAAAGUAUACUUCUUUAUUGAAAGGAUGAGAUUGAGGAACUGCGUGCAGAGAUGCUGGAGAUGAGAGAUGUCUACAUGGAGGAGGAUGUCUACCAGCUGCAAGAGCUUCGGCAGCAGCUGGACCAAGCCAGCAAGACCUGUCGCAUCCUGCAGUAUCGGCUGCGUAAAGCGGAGCGCCGGAGCCUGCGUGUGGCACAGACUGGGCAGGUGGACGGGGAGCUCAUACACAGUCUCGAGCAGGACGUCAAGGUGGCCAAGGACAUCUCUGUGCGACUCCACAAUGAGCUGGAGGCAGUGGAGAAGAAGAGGAUCAAGCUGGAGGAGGAGAAUGAGGAUCUCCGCCAGAAGCUCAUUGAAACAGAGCUGUCCAAGCAGGUGCUGCAGAAUGAGAUGGACAAACUGCGUGAGAAUUCCUUGAAGAAAAGGGGAUCUCGUUCUAUUGGGAAGAUUGAAAAGAAGCCAUCAGUUCAGGUAUUCAUAUACCAGGAGGACAGCACAGAUUUAAAGUGUCAACUGCAUUUUGCAAAAGAGGAGUCAGCUUUGAUGUGUAAGAAGCUGACAAAGUUAGCCAAAGAGAACGACAGCAUGAAGGAGGAGUUGGUGAAAUACAGGUCCCUGUAUGGGGACCUCGACAGCUCUUUGUCCAUCGAGGAACUGGCUGACUCUCCUCAUUCAAGAGAGGCAGAGCUAAAAGUUCAUCUGAAGCUUGUAGAGGAAGAAGCCAACAUCUUGAGUCGGAGGAUAGUUGAGCUUGAGGUUGAAAACCGAGGGUUGAGGGCAGAGAUGGAUGACAUGAAGGGACAAGGAGACAAAGAGCUGAUGGGGCAAGACAUCCGGUAUGCUUUCUCCUCCACAAACUGUGGGGACUCUGGAGAGAACCUUGUGGAGUUGAGGCGACACCUGCAGUUUGUGGAGGAGGAGGCAGAGCUUUUGCGGAGGUCAUUGAUGGAGCUAGAGGAUCAAAACAAGCUCCUCAUGAAUGAGCUGAACAAGUACAAAUCAGACCAUGACUUGGACAUCACCCUGUCAGAGGACAGCUGCUCAGUGAUCAGUGAGCCAUCCCAAGAGGAGCUGGCCACAGCCAAGGUUCAGAUCAGUGAACUCAGUGGCAAAGUGAAGAAGCUUCAAUAUGAGAACCGAGUGCUGCUGUCCAACCUGCAGCGCUGUGACCUGGCGUCCUGCCAGACAAUGAGGUUGAUGAUGGAGACUGAUGCUGAGGCUGGUGACUCUGCACAGUGUGUCCCAACCCCUCUCUGGAGAGAGGUGCCUAUUGGAGGAGAGAAUGAUUGUAAGGACCACCAGGAGAGAGUGCCUGGCAAUGGGACUGGGAAGUCUCAGGACAACAGCCCCACUAAGCUCUUUAAAUCCAAGGACUUUGAGACUCUCCUUGGUGUUCGGGAUCAGGCUGUGCUUGUCAGCAAAGCAAUUGAUGUCCUGAUUUCAGAUGCUAAUGGCUUCACCUCCAGUCUCAAAGUGUGUCUGGACAAUGACUGUGCAGAGCUGGUGCUAAAUGAGGCAAUGGAUAAUAACAGCGAAAGUAUGAAUGACUCCAAGCUAAUUAAUGUGCUGUUCAUGAGGCUCAGUGUCCUGCAGCAAGAGCUGAACUCCUUCAUGAGGAAAGUGGAUCAUGUUGGGGACUGCCUGAAGGAGCAGGCAGAGUCUUUCUCCUUUCUACCCAGCUCCGGCUCUCAGGACUCCACCAAAGAAGCUUUGCGGAAAGAGCACAGCUCCAACUUCCAGCAGCCUGACUUUAGGGAGCCCCCGGAGUGGGAUGGAGGGGGGAGUCGGCCCUCCGACCAUUACCGCAGCAACAACACCAAGGAUCUGGACCCCGACAUAGAACACCCCCGGAACUACAAACCGUACAGACCAGAUGAGAGUGAAUCCUACAUGACAGAGAUCAAGGAACUUCAGCUAGUGCUGUCUGAAGCCAAUGAGAGCCUGCAAGGCCUUCAGGAGCAGCUCUCCCAGGAACGGCAACUAAGGAAGGAUGAAGUGGAAAACUUCUCUCAGAAGAUCUGCCAGCUAAAAGAAGACCACCAGAAGGCUCUCCUGAGGCGAGAGUUUGAGUUGCAGAGCCUGAACCUCCAGAGGCGCUUGGAGCAGAAAUUCUGGAGCCAGGAGAAGAACCUCCUGGUGCAGGAGUCCCAGCAGUUCAAACAGAACUUCCUGCUGCUCUUCAUGAAGCUGAAGUGGUUCCUCAAGCGCUGGAGACAAGGAAAGAUCCUGCACAGUGAGGGUGAUAACUUCUUAGAGGUGAACAGCAUGAAGGAGUUGUACCUGCUGAUUGAGGAAGAGGAGCUCACUCCACAGCAGCAGGCAGAUAACAAGGUGUUUGCUGGAGAUGCCUGGACCCUGAACACGCCCAAUGAAUACAUCAAGACCUUGGGAGACAUGAAGGUGAUCCUGAAGGAGCUGUGUACGGAGCUGCGUGAAGAGAGGCAGGGCAUGAACGAGCUGCAGCAGCAGUUUGCUAAGGCAAAGGCUGCCUGGGAGAUGGAGCGAACCGAGCUCAAGUGCCACAUCACCCAACUGGAGUCCAAGGCAGGGAAAGGUGUCCCUGAGAGGACACUCCCUGACUGGAAAGUGGCCCUGAAAAGGGAGCGAGAAGAACAUCAACAUCUCCUGGCUGAGUCCUACAGUGCUGUCAUGGACCUUACCAAACAGUUGCAAAUCAGUGAGAAGAACUGGAAUCAGGAGAAACUGGAGCUACUGGGCCGGUUCAAGGAUGAGCAGCAGCAGGCAGAGCAGCAAGUGAAGGAGCUGCAGAAUAAAAUCAACCAGCUGCAGAAGGGAGCUGACCGGUGGGCUCUGAAACACUCUGAAAUGGAGAAGCACAGCAGCAACUGGAAAGAGGCUCUUAAUGAAAAAAUCACUGACAAAGAGAACAUUUCUGAAAUGGAUGCCAAAGGAACCAACUUAAAAAGGACAAAAUCUGUUUCCUCUAUGUCAGAGUUUGAAAGCCUGCUUGACUGUUCUCCCUACCUUCCUGGCAAGACCACCCCUGUGAUUUCUGACCACACUCGAGGCAAGAAGGUGUCUCCAGCUGCACAGCUCAUGCCUAAUGGCAUAGCAGAUACCACAGGAGUUAAAGCCAAAAAAUGUACAUAUGUGAAUACUGAGCAAUCCAACCCUGAUAGCCUGGUGAAAGACAAGUGGAGCAUCUCCUCAUGGGACUACUCCCAGGCAAACAACCUCUCUGGGCAAGAUCCGGCCCAAAAACAGAUGCAGAGAAGCUACACAGCACCAGACAAGACUGGGAUCCGCAUCUAUUACAGCCCUCCUGUUGUCCGAAGGCUAGAAGCACCACUAGUCCAAAACAAAGAGGGGAAGAUCAUGAUUGAGCCUGGCUUCCUGUUUACAAUGGCCAAGCCCAAGGAGCUGGGAGAAUCGGACAGCUCUGACAACAUGUACAGUAGCUGGCUGUGUAACUUCUCCAAGCAGCACCGUGAGCUUCUGGACAGCACCCCUGUUGAGAACACUGUGCCCCCAGUGCCCCGGUUCCCAUCCUCCCUGCAUGAUUUGGAGAUAUCUGGCAACAUGAGCGAUGACAUGAAGGAAAUCACCAACUGUGUCCGGCAGGCCAUUCGCUCCAGUUCACUGGAGAGAAAGGUGAAGAGUACCUCCAGCCAAACGGUGGGCCUGACGACCACUGGGACUCAGACCAUUCAGACAGUGAGUGUUGGUCUGCAGACAGACAUGUCCAGGGGCAGCAUCCACAGCAAGAGCUGGUCCCCACGCAGCUCCUCCCUAAUGUCUGUGCGCAGUAAACAGAUCUCUUCAUCUUUGGACAAAGUCCACUCCAGGAUCGAGCGUCCCUGUUGCUCCCCCAAGUAUGGCUCCCCUAAGCUGCAGAGAAGGUCUUCCUCUAAACUUGACAGUACCAAGGACAGAAGCCUGUGGAACCUUCAUCAGAGUAAGCAAAAUGGGUCAGCCUGGGCUAGAUCCACAACCACUAGAGACAGCCCAGUCCUCAGUAACAUCAAUGAUGGUCUGUCCAGCUUGUUCAGUGUUGUGGAGCAUGCUGGGAGUACAGAAUCCAUCUGGAAAACAGGGUGCCCAGAGAACAAAGCAAAGCCAGAAGCCCCCAGAUAUGGUAUAGUACAGGAGUUCUUCAGGAAUGUAUGUGGCAGGGUGCAGAGCCCCACAACUGCCACUGAGAAGAAGGAAGCAGCAGGGGAUGAUGGCAACAGAAAACUGGACCACUCUUUCCCAGCCACGUACCACCAAUCUGAAAAUGUUUCCAGGCUCCUAAAUAAGAAAACCCUGAAGCAAAGCAGCAGCGAUGAACUGAAGCCACCUUCCCCAGGCCAAGGAGGCAAAGACGGGGGCUGCAGGGAUCUGGACAUCAUUUCUGCUAUAGCCAGUGAGGACACAGCAUGUGACUGCAGCUCCCAGUCCCUCACUUCUUGCUUUGCCCGGCCAUCCCGCUCCACUGUUCGUCACUCCCCUUCCAAGUGCAAACUGCAUCCUUCAGAGUCCAGCCGGGCAGAAGAGAAGGCAGGGCCCCUGAGUGAGUGAGGACAGUGGGGACUGGGCUGUGCAGUAUGUCUGCUUUCAACUGUCCUGAUGAAAGAGCGCGCUUCCUGACUCUGCCAGCUCCUCUGCAGCCAGUGGGACUGAUUGUACCCUGGGAAAGCUGAGCAGGGGGCCCAGGGGCCCCUCUCUGAGACACAGGCACAGAUCCAUCUGUCUCCUAACUGUCCCCUAAUCAAGGGGAUGCUUAAGAAGCAGAUGCUGCACUAGAGUGAGGAGGAUGAGGCUCCCAGCAAUACAUGUGGACUUGUUCCAGGGGACUGCAGGGAAGCCCCGCUGGGGUGGGUGGCCCCUUUCAUUGAGGAAGUAACCUGCAAACCUCAUGGCUCCUGCCAGUAGGAGGACAGUCUCCAGGAGAGAGAGGAGCCCCCAGAGCCUGAUGUGGAAUCACUGUGCCAUCUCCAUAGCCCUUCAGGCUCCUCAGAGACUUGCUCCCUGAGGGUCCCCACUUCGGGCCAAUGCAGCUCCUUCCCUGGCAGUGGUCUGUUGCCUUGAGAGGAAGAAUGAAGAGAUGGGCCUCACCUGACGUGGGCUGUUGGCUCAGACAGCUGCAGUCCUGCAAUGGCCUCUGCAAAGACCCUCUGGCGCCAGGGACUUCUGGGAUCUAUGCUGCUGCCUUUUUUGCUCAUACCAGUCCUGGAGAGGGGUUGCUGCUGGGAGAGCAGAUUGGUCAGCACCCAGAGACAGUGCCACAGUAAUGGUGAUGAUGCUGUUCACAGACAGGGCUGUGGGGAGGGUGGGGGGAACUGUGGGCUCACGGUAUAAAGCCUAUUGAAGCUGUUGUCUGUCAUCUCCCAUCCCAGUGCAACUGAAACAGGCACUCAGGGAGCUCUGUCUUCAGAGAGCGCCCCCUUCAAAGAGUCUGUCACCGGCACCCCCCUUAACAGACACCUGCAGACAGUGCCACAUCCUCCUUUCCUGCUGCAUGCGGGGACUGCUCAGCACAUCCCAGCUGGAUUUGGAUUGCAGCACUGUUGCAUGACCCUUUGCAGCAGGUGCCUGCUCCUGUGCUGGAAAGCUGCAGAGAGAGGAGGAUCCCAGGGUUCAUGGAGAGGGCAUGUUCAGGUCCUUGUCCCCAAAACAAUACUGGAUUCCUUCUCCCUCCCCUACCCCAUGGAACAGAAAGGCUGCUACACAAAACAGCAGCCAGCUCUGCCCCCCUGGGGUGCUCCAAGUGAAAGCUCUUGGGCUUACCAACAGAGUGCAAAUCUGCAUCAGGACUGCAGCUGCUGCCUUGGCCUCUGGCUGCCUUUGGGGAUUUUGGCUGCAGAAGCUCUGGAACCACCUGACUUCUGAAAGCCUGACCCCAAGAUAUGCAACUAAAUGCAGGGGGGAGAGAAGCUGGGCCAAUCAGAAGGUGGACAUCUAGGCAGCAGUAAAUACAGAGCUUGGGUAGCCUUCUUUAUACUGUACUUGAAGUGCUAGGUACAAGGUGUUGACAUGCUGGCACUUGGAUGAGCUAUGAAUAUCUUUUGGGCUCCUUUCUCUCCCUGCCAUGCCUUCAGUGAGGCAGUGUUGCACCCCACCAUUGUUUCAAUUUCAGAGGGGUUUUACUUAGUGCUACUCCAACAGCUGUUCGUGCCAAUAACAGCUCCUGAAAGGUUCCAGUUCCUGUCAGAGGUGUUCAGCUCCCCAGGACAGUUGCCUUGGCUGUGCUCCAGGAGACUCUUUUAGUUUCUAAUUUAUCACUGAUACUUAUUGGUACGCUGUUCAUGAUGCAAUUUGUAGAGGUCUUAAGGGGUCACUUAUUAGUGUGCUUGGCCUGUUCUUAGCCUGCAGCUUGUUAUUUUUGUGUUCAAAAAAGGCAGGAAUGUUUGAUCUGACAUGCUGGGUGCAAGUGUGUGCAUGAUGUGUCACUAAAGGGGCAGAUGCUUUUGGUGCCACAGCCAGAACUCAGUCAGGCAUUCCCUGAACAGUAUGGGUGCCUAGAUGUAAUUCAAGUUGAAGCAACUGCUGAAGGACCCAUACUUCUGCCCAGCAGGUACUGAGCACAGCACACACUUCUCCCCCAUGGGCUCCUUCACUCAUUUCCUGAUCAGCUCCUCCUUUGUCUGUAAAGCUGGCUGUACUCUUGACCACAUCCCCCCCCUUGUGGGGGCUGGGUUUACUCCACUUGCCUGUUGCCUUCUGGUCCCUAAUGCUGAUCAGAUACCACAGUGGUGAGUGGGGGUAUUAAGAUUUAGGGUGGUAGUUUUAGACCAGGGGGGCUAGUCCAGACAGAGGGAAUCCAUUGGCUUUGUGCCAGUGUAGUUACUACACAAGGGUCACUGGGUAGUGCCUUGGUGUAAUCAACCCUGGCCUUGAGUUAAGCAUGUAGUGAGCACAGUCACUAUGGGAGCCAUCAGCCUGACAGAUGGCUCAAUGGUAUCUGUCCAGCUAUCAGCCUGACCACUGUGGCCUGUGCUAACAGGGGUCAAGCACCAAGUCUGUUCUUAAGCUCCUGGUCAAGCAGCUCCUGAUUUUGCUGCACUUAAUGUGGUACCAAGUUAAGCUCACUGCAAGGCUGUGGCUUGGGGAGCACUCAAGCCACACCCCGUUAGCAAGCUGUAAUUUAAAAUCCCAAAGCCUUAUAGGUGGCAGUAAUGGCAGGUGCUGUGCCAGGCCUAGGCUCAUUUGUCACUGGGGGCACUGAAAGCAAAUGGGUCACAGCACAGAGAACUACAGGGAGCUUCUCUCUGCCUAUCCCUCUCUGAGAGCUCCAGAACCAGUACCAUUUUACACCCACUUUGCACAGGUUUGAGUGAGUCCCUGAAGGACGAGUCAGGGAUAAUCUAGACUUGUUUGAUGCUCUCAUCAGCCUUCACUAGGCAUGUCUAUCCCCUGGGCAGAGGCAGGGUUUCACCACAGAGCUGUUCCCACCCUCCCUGGCAGACUGGUAUCAGCCUGUGACGAUCCCAGUGAUUCUGGAGAAGCACUUUCUGGUCAUGGAAGGAGGCUGCAGCUCAACUAUUCACUUCUUGCACAACAGGCUGCCUUGCUGGGUGCAGGUAAGGGAAACAGAAGAAGCCUUUCCAUUUCCCUCCCACCUCAGCACCAGCAGUCACAGUGCCACUAGCAUGCCAUGAAGCCCAGACCUGCCAGCCUGCUUCCCUAUGCUGUUUAAUAUUGCAGCUGAGUCCAUCUCCAGGUAUCUUUAACUGCUGCUCCUUGAUUGGGACAUUCCAAGCUGCAGCCUCCAUGUACAACAUGCUAGUGCUGGAGAUACCCACUGUAAGAUAGGGCUGGGCUGUUCCUCAGUGCUCCAGUACCAGUGAUGUACCACAGGCAAAGCUCCUUGUCACCUUAAUUCAGAUGUGUGGUGCUCAUAAUUCAGCUCCUGAAUUCUGACCAUGUGAGCAUCUAAGGAAAGCUGCCAAAUUUAUCACCCCAUUCCCCCAGCAUUACAAAGCUAUUCUGGUAAAAACACACAAACAAGUCACUGUGAGGUGUGCAGCAGCUACAGCAGUGGGGGCCAACCUUGGCAGGCAUGCUGCCUGGCACUUACCCAAAUGCCACUCUGAUCCCCUCCCUCUGCCUGAUUUGUUGCUCUUCUUUCUGCUCUCUGCUCUGUGCUUCAUGCCUGCUUUGCUUUUUGCUCCAUGCCUUAUCUGCUGUUGUGCUGCUGGCCCCUUCCCCAGUCUGCUGCAUGUCACACACAAGCUACCCAUGUCACUUGUGGCACACAUGCCACAGGUUGGCAUCCCCUGAGCUAGAACAUGAAUUUAUAGCACAUCAACUAUGCCAUAGUAACUGCCUGGCAGUAAUUGUGAGGUAGCUGACACCAGCACACACUAAGAUCAUAGCCUCAUAGUGACUUGUGCAUAUGACCACACCCUUAUUUAAAAUGAAUGUGGAGAGAUGGCUUUCAACAAACCCUGCUUGCUGGCAACCUUUCUUCAAACAAAUAUAUAGGCAAGUUAAAAUUUCUCCACAGGGACACUUCUGAUACCCUUUAGCUCCCCCAUGGCAUGUCCCAGCCUUUUCCCUGAAUUCAGUCUGCUGAGGUUAGGAAAGCCCAGUAGAUAUCCCUGGGCAUGUGGUUCUGGCUGACAGAGGAAUUGGCCGAGAGAGAGAGAGACGCCCUUUUUCCUGGCAGUGCUUAGUCUAGCCCGAGCCCUACUCAGCUGGACAUGCGAAGACAGCUGACUUAAUCAGACUUGAAUUCCAGGUGUUUUGCUGUACUGGGACCCUACUUUCCCUCCAGCCCCCAUUACCUUUCCUUUAAUGAGCACCGGCCUCCACUCUUGUCUCUGAAGUCUGUUUCUUGUUUGUUUUAUCAGCACAGUUCUUGGCAAAGUCUGUUAAUUUUGGCUUUCCACCAAGGUUGCAGGGAACGUAGAGGGAGACACUGCAUAUGGGGUGAAUUGUUAUGAUAUGAAUGUAAGCAGUACGUUCAUAGAGGAUGGGGCUGGGCUCGAUGUGUGGCUGCUGCUGCCUCAUCCUCUGCAAGUGGUGCUGUGCUCGGCACUUAGCUGGUGUGGCUCCAUCGUCUGUGAGCAGCGCUGGCAUGGCCCAGGCAGUACCGCUUGCAGGAGAUGGGACUGUGCCACCUGAGCGGUGAGCCCAACCCAGUGCUUGAUUUUUUUAUUUAUUUAUUUAUUUUUUGAUGUGGCACAGUGUAUAAGUAGAAAUUGAUUUUUAAGACCCAAAAAUUGGGCUUCAAAACCUGACUUAAACACCAUGUAAUAUGGUACUUGCUUAUUAAAGUGUCUUAAGGAUAUCCCUUAUUUUUUGGUUUGCCCUGAGGGCCUGUGCUAAACAUGAGGUGGUGUGGGGGCAAAUCACUCUGAGUUUUUUAAACUGAAGGACUUUAAAAAAAAUAAUGCAAUUAGCUAAUUUGGGGAGAUGGAUGCUAAAAUAAAAACACCAAUUGGAUUAAGAGAUUGCAGGUUCUGAGGGCUGACACUUAAAUCCUGCAGCCUGCUAGUGAGCAGAAUUUGGAAAUGGAGGGGGAGGAGAUGGCAGGAUAGAAAGCAAGAUGUCCAUGGUAGUUCAGAGAUCCACCUCAGCCCAGGAGAGCUUUAGCACAUUAUUAAGUCACACUGCUAAUGCUGACAGAUUUCUCAUUCUAAAAAUACAACACCAGCUGCCUUAUGUGCUAAUGAAGCCCAAUUACCUGUCUGCUGCCUUCUAGGGCACUUUCUUCAAUGUGCACUGCUUGGAAAAAGGGUAGAAAGCAUCUUCUGUUGCCAGGUAGAGAUUAUUGGAUUUAAUGCAAAGAGUAGAUUAGUAGUUGUAGGAGGUGGAGACCAAACCUGUGGAAAUGACCCCACUCAGAACCUGCAUCUUCAUGUGUUACAGCCCCACACUCUAGGGGCUGGAGAGCAAUUAUCAGUAGAUGUCUUCAACUGCCUACUCCCAUGGGGUGUGAAUUGUUCCCCUGCUUGCUACUCCGCAUGGUUCUGUUCACUGUGAGUCCUUGUACAUGAAGCUGCUACCCCUUCUCCCUCAUGGCUUUGCUGCAACCACAGGCAGGCAGGGUGCAUGCUACACCAUAGCCAUGUCUUGUCCUCCGGCAAAAUCUGUGUGUUACUGUGUGCCUCCCUUACCAUUAGAAUACACAAAAGAUUCAGUGUGGUUUCUACUUGAGUGAUUCCUGGUGUCGCCUUCUGUUGACAUAUCCAGAGAGUGUCUGGGCAUGUCCUCACCGGAGGAGCAGAACACAAAGUAGGCAGCUUAUUGUUCACCCUACUCAGUAAGCCAAAACUGUUGGAGCCCAGUUUUCAUGUGACCCUUGCUAAUUUUUGCAUGUGUUUGUAGAGCUUGGGGUUGGAGUCCCUCCAGGAGGGGCUGGGACAGUGUUAUUAAUGUGGUUGGUAACUCAUGUUGUAAAUACUUUUGUUUGGGAAAACUUUUAGCAUUUUCAUUGAUGACUAGAUUUUUUUUAAAAGAGCCUCUACUUUUUGGAAUGUGGUUUUUCAUUUUUACAAUGCCUUUGAAUUGUAAUAUUUGUAUGUUCUGUCAUGCUGUAAAUAACAGUGCCAGGUGUUUCUGCUAUGGGGGAAUUAAGGACUAGUUCUGUGGCUAGGAUACAGCUUUAGCUCAAAUAUGCUUCAAGGUACAAUGCCUUGUCUCAGCAAAGUCAGUUGAAGGAUGCAAGGAGGUACCUGGGCAGCUCUGAGCUGUGGGGGGUGUAAUGUGCAGCCUUUCACAGAGUUACUUCUUGCUUUGAAGCAGAGGAAACAGUCUCCAAAAGUUCUGAGCGUCACUCAGCUGGGGACCUCGGGGGCCACCCCAUUCUGAAAAUUGUUUGACAUCUGGCUACCACCACUUCCUAUACCUUUGGUUACAUCUGCUAUGUCCUGUUUCCCAGGACAGAAGGGUCUGUGUGUCUGUAGUAGAAAGCUAUGAUUUCACUGAAUUCCCAUUCUUCUCACUUGAUUAUGUUUCCUCCCUGUGCUUGUGUAUGUGAGAGGAGAGCUGCCCUCUGGGAACUGCUGUCCUUACAGACCUUCCAUGUGGGACUAAUGAGCUGGCUCACAAAGGGCAGAGCUCUGUCUCUGCUUCACCCACAGCAUUGCAGCCUUUUCCCUGGUCACCCUCAUGGCAGCACUAGCGUCUGUGAUCACUCAGCCCCAUGCAAAAUGUCUGCUUUUGUGGGAAGCUUAGGGCCAGGGAAAGGAAUGGGAGUGCUGUAGCCAAAGAUCUGUUGGCUGCUGCCUACUGUUCCCUGUAUCUUCUCUCAAUGGCCCUCAGGUUUCCAAGGUUGGGUUCUUUGCUCUCCCCUUCCUCUAGCGUAGCCCCAUGUUCACAUGAAGAACAGUUCUUCUGCUUCUGAUGGCGGGGCUUUCUAAUUUGCUCCAUACUUCAUCUGUAUCAUGUGCCUCCUUGUUGUACUUUAGAAAAUAAAGGGACUAUGAACCCUCAACUCAA
Molecule: messenger RNA, 17858 nt
Organism: Alligator mississippiensis (American alligator)
Lineage: Eukaryota; Metazoa; Chordata; Crocodylia; Alligatoridae
Gene: MTCL2
Product: microtubule crosslinking factor 2
Exons: 15
Coding region: 6522-10991 (1489 amino acids)
Biological process (GO): insulin receptor signaling pathway; regulation of autophagy
Source: RefSeq, a predicted model, not a curated record